AUGAGCCGCUCUACCUUCCGUCUCUAUGGCGCUAGCUCCCGUUUCUUGACAUGGCGCAUGCGCAGAGACAUUCCCUCGCUCCAGGCGAAUCUUGCGUUUCCAUGGACGCCGUUUCGCUGGUUCAGCUACAGCGCAGGCGCAGCUGGCGCGAGGUGCGUGGCGCGCAGAGAGCGGGAGAUAUGGAGCCUCCGCGGGGCCACUUCCCGGCCCUCAACGCGCAGGAGAAGGCCCAGCUGAAAGAAAAGUUGGCCUUAUUGAAAAGAGAAUACAGCAAAACAUUCCACAGGUUACAGCGUGCUGAAAGAGCUGAAAAGGUGAACAACUAUGUCAAGAAAACGGUUGCAGAGAAAAAUCUGUUGCUUAUGCAAGAGGAAGCUGAGGGGGACCUUGCAGAUGGUGGCUGUUCAAAGAAGAGCGCUGCAAAAGCUGCAUCAGUCACCUUCAAGCCUGAGGCCUUCAACCAAGAAGACAGCUUGCUAGGAAACUUGAGUUCUUCGUGUAGCAACCAGGACCGCAAAAGGGUUCUCUUUAGUCCUGUUCUUAAGAAAAACCAGAAUAGUUUGUCAAGAAGUAGAACCAAAGUGCAACAGAGAGCAUCUUUGGCUUUGGAGGAAAGAGAAGAAUCUACAUGGGAUGCACCUCUGGGAAAUGUGGGACCCCAGCCAGAGAGCUCCCAGGGCUCCAAGUCGCCAGUUUUCAACAGAAGUGACAGUUUAUGGAUGGACCAUAGCAUCCCAGAGGCCUCCUCAGGGAACGCAGCUGAAGAAGGAAGAGGCAGCGAUGUUUCUCCUGUGUUGCUGCAUCUGGAUUGUUUACAGGAAACAUCUGGGCAAGCCACCUUUCUUCAUGAUCUGUCGCGUGAAAACCAGGAGUCUUCACCUGAGCAUCUUUGUGAGGAAGGCCUGUUUGAUAGCUCUGGAGGUUCAGCUGUCAAGAAUAUUGUGUCACCUGCAGACAUGCAGAUUGAAUCUCCACAGAUGGAGAAGGAGGCAGGCCGAUUUGCAGGCUUAGCUGUGACCAUUGAGGCUGCCUCUCAUACACAUGGAAUGCAGCAAGAAGGCAGCCGAUGCCAGGAACCUCAGAAAUUGGAGCUCAGCGGCGGUGACGCUCCCACCAGCAAGCCCAGUGGAAAUGGUUUAGGGGAUCAGCUUGAAGAAACUGGAACUCCCCUCCUGGAUAGGGCUCCAGCCACACCUGCUAAGGAUGUGCUGAGCUCUUGCACAGUAGUUGAGGGGCUCCUGUUUCCUGUUGAGUAUUACGUAAGGACAACACGGCGAAUGUCCAGUCAACAGAGGGAGGUGAACUUGGAGGCCGUCAUUCAAACCCAGCUGGGCAAAAGUAGGAAAGGACAGAGAAUUGUGUGCAAGGAGAAGAGCACAGAUCCAGCCUCGUCGUCCUCCCAAGGGCAGACAGAAAGUGGUGAGCAGAGGGAGGCUGUUCCUUUCCCAUUUCCCGAUUCUGGUGCCAGCCCUGGCACUUCUCCUCUUCAGUCUCUUUCUAACGAGAACACAUCUUCCAGCGGGGAUCUAGUACAGAGUGAAGGCCUAGUGCAGCCCAGAAGAAAGAGAAGGCUGAGAGGGAGGUCUAAUCACAAGGCCUUGUCCGCCACAGCAGAGGACCCAGCAGAGAAUGUGGAGCUGACAAUUCCCAAGGUUGAUAGUUCUCUUGUGCCAAGUGAAGCUCAGGGAAGGAAGGAAAACCACCAUGGAAGAGACAAAGCCACAGUGCUUUACAUUACAGCUGGUGGCAGCGUGGAAUCCAAGCCGAGUGGCAGAAAAUGGCCAGCAGAGUCUGCAGUUUCUGCUUCCACACACCCUGAGACUGAGUUAGAGACUGUCCAUGUCUCACAGGUGGUGAACUCAAAGGCCAGUGUUCCCUCCAGCUUCAUGGGAAGCCUGGAAGAAAAUGACAAGACAUGUUGUCCUGACAGUGGGUCUCCUGAGCAGGCUGGGAAUUGGAACAACGCUGGGGUCAAUCUGGCACAAGUGGAUAGAGACCCCUUGCCUCACUAUGCACCCCUAGUUGCCUCUGUGAAAUGCAAGCGGAGGGGAGCACCCCGAGGUAGAAGGAGGGCCAGCCUGCCUGUGGAAUCUCAGGAUCCUACCUCACUUUACCUCUUUGGGACAGGUUCCCCCAAAUUGUCCCUUCCUUUUCAUGGCAAGAGAAGUAAGAUGUCCAGUCUUAAAUGGCUGCCCUGUGGCUUAGAGCUCCAAGAAUUCCACCUACCUGAAGAUGAAUUUGGGCUCCUUAAACUGGAAAAGCUCAAAGCCUGUGCUGUAAAUCUGCCGGAGACUUUUGACACUGGCCAGUCAGCCAAGUGCCUCCAGGACACUAGUGGGGCUGGCUUUGAGAAAGAUUCAGCACUAAGAGAGAAUCCCAUUUCCCUGGAGAAAGAGCCACCCUUUCCAGUGGGCUCCCCUCGGAAAGCUCUUCCAUCAACUGAGUUGUUCCUCUCUCUAGCCCUGGAGGGCGUCCCAGAGUCCCAGCUGCCUACCCCAGUUUUCCCCCGUUUGGGGGCAACCCCAGCCUCCCAGGCCUUGCCAGGCACACCUGGCGCAUCUGCUUUGCAAGCUCAUGCCAGCCCUGAGCCAGGGGACUCUGCAGGUAUUUCUGCCUUGCCCAGGAGCAGGCAAGAGGAAGAAGAGGGAGGUGGCGAAAGGAUGCCCUCAUUGUCACAAGGCCAAAGGGAAAAGAGCUGGAAGCCUGAUGAGGACGUGGCCAGCUUUGAAGAAAGGCUGCUAUCAGCUAGCGAGUCUGUUGAGUGUUACAAGGAAUCCCCCAAACAGGAAGAAAGAGCAGAGGAGCCUAUGAACGAAGUGACUGUAGAAGACCUAGCGGAGGACAGCCAGAGAAAAGGGACCUUGCGGAUGACCUCAAAACUAAAGAGCUGCUCUGGAUCAUGCUCGGUGGACGUGGGCACCGUGUGGUGGGAGGCCGCUGACUUCACAGCACUGUGUGUUGUGACAGCUUGUGAGGCUUCCAUUUCCCUCUGGAGGCAUCUGGAGUCUGGCCACUGGGGCUGUGUGCACACCUGGCACUUUACAAAGGUUCCGGUCAUUCAGAUUGUCCCUCUUCCAGGUGUCCAGAGCCUUGUGUGUGUUGCAUUGGGAGGACUGGAGAUUUCAGAGAUCAGGUUCUUGUUUUAUUCUUCUGAAGAUGGCUGUGUUAAGCAACCCCUCAUCAAAACUGGAAACAUAAAUGCUGUCCUUGGACUAAAGAAUAGGAGGCUGGUCAGUAGUUGUGGGUCACUCCAAGACCAAGAAGUGGAAGUCCUCUCUUUCUCUGAGACAGGAAGGAGUAAAGAGAGGCAGGCUUUGAUGCCUCCUGAGGAGACUGUUUUGGCUUUUGCUGAAGUGGAUGGGAUGGAGGAGGCUUUAAUUGCCUUGACUACCACAGAUUGCUUGGUGGUCUGGAACUUGACAACUGGGCAGCUGCUGAGGAAGGUGCCUCUUGGUUCUUCCUACCCAGGAUCUGUCUGCCACAAAGCCUAUUCUGACUCGGGCCUCCUGUUCAUAGUUCUGAGCCACCCGCAUGCCAAGGAGAGCAACUCAUGGGUGAACCCUGCCUUCCAGGUGGUUGUGCUCAACCCCAAGACAGCGAGGAGUGCCAGGCUGAUGUCCUUAUCCCUUCCCCUGGGAAUCACAGGAAGGUACUUGGAGGGUGAAGUGAAGGGCGCUUCUGCAGCAGCUGUGCUAACAUCUGGAACCAUUGCUGUCUGGGAUUUAUUUUGGGGGCAGUGCACGGCUCUGCUGCCCCCCAACUCUGAAGGGAGCUGGUCUCUCGCCAGGUGGUCUGUCACUGACACUUGUCUGCUGGCUGGGCAAAAGGACGGCAGUGUUUACAUUUACAGUUACACAACAGCUUUGAGGGACUCGCUUGGUUAGAUGAGUUAAUUUGGACAAGAUUUCCUGCACUUGAACAACAUGUAAGGACUAGUGGAUCCAUUUCUCCGAAAAGUUGAAUGCUUUCAAAAGUGUUAUGAAGUGCCUUAGGAGAAAGUUAUAUUCUGUUUAUUCUGGCAUUGCCAGUAUAGUUGUGCCUGCUGGGGCCAAUGGUAGUUUUAUCCCAGAAGGCUGGUCUCAGGAAUUGAUAAUGGGCACGAUCCACUUUGAAUGUUUUCUCUGCAUACCCCAAUGGGCUUCCCUGGGCACAGCAUUGUGCAAAAUCUAUUGUUCUUACUGUUCACCCUCUUGGGCAGGCUUUGAACUGUUAAAAACUAUUUCUGGAGUGUCUUAAAUGUAAUAUUAAAAUUUCUUCUUCAAAAAAUGUAUGAAGUUUUCUAGGUGACGGGUUAUAAAUUGCAUAAAAUUUU
Podarcis raffonei (Aeolian wall lizard) is the source of this 4312-nucleotide messenger RNA. RefSeq names its product partner and localizer of BRCA2 (gene PALB2). Gene Ontology annotation, cellular component: nucleoplasm. Gene Ontology annotation, biological process: double-strand break repair via homologous recombination. Lineage: Eukaryota; Metazoa; Chordata; Lepidosauria; Squamata; Lacertidae. The coding region runs from base 51 to 3884 and encodes 1277 amino acids. Gene Ontology annotation, molecular function: DNA binding; protein binding. The record is from RefSeq and is a predicted model, not a curated record. The transcript has 13 exons.